This is a messenger RNA of Brachypodium distachyon (stiff brome), 3708 nucleotides long. RefSeq names its product disease resistance protein RPM1-like. Gene Ontology annotation, biological process: defense response to other organism. Lineage: Eukaryota; Viridiplantae; Streptophyta; Magnoliopsida; Poales; Poaceae. Bases 106 to 3606 code for a protein of 1166 amino acids. Gene Ontology annotation, molecular function: ADP binding. The record is from RefSeq and is a predicted model, not a curated record. The transcript is spliced from 2 exons.
UAACACCGGGUUAUCCAUCCUUUGCCUGUCUUUCUUAGUCCCUUAAGCAUGCUAUUCAAGCAUUAGAGUUGGUGGCAAAGCUCAAAGCUGAACAGGUGUGUACUCAUGGCGAUCACAACAGUGGCUAGCCUGAUCCCCAAGCUCGAGGAUCUGCUGAAAGAGGAGAGUAAGUACAAUCUGUCCAAGGGCGUGAUAAAGCAUUUGACGUAUGUCCAUGCAUUGCUCGAGAGAGCGCAGCAGGCCGGUGACCAGGCCGAGGAGGAGCUCGAGAGAACACAGCAGGCCGAGGAGGAGAGGGAACUGUCGGAAGUCAUGGUUGACAUCGUCGAAACCUUCACCAGCAGCUUGGCAUCGGCGACGGCCGAUCCACAGGGUGGCCGCGGCUUGGUCCCCAAGGUGAUGAGGUCCAAGCUUCAUACUGCAAAGGCUCACCGUGAGUUUGCCAGCAAUGUCAGUGAUGCCGUGCAGCUUUACCACAAGGCACGCGACCGGCAUGCGAGAUUCAAGGUCCAUUAUUCCAUUCCAAGCAGGAACAAUAAGCAGCCUCCGGUUGAUCAUAAAGGCGGCGGAAUAUCGUCGCGGGAGGUCUCGGUCUCGCUACCAGAUCAGAUACUGACCAAGGUAGAUGAGAUGUGCAAGAUCCAUGGCGGGUUGAAAGAUGAAGAAAUCGAUCUCCUCAAGAAAGAGAUGGAAUGCAUAGGGCCUGCCCUCCGCAAAGUUGCACAAGUACCGGUGGAGCAGCUUGACGAGGGCACCAAGGCCUGGAUAGAUGAUCUCACAGAAGCCUGCCACGACAUCAUCAACGACUUCCGGGCGCCAGUGCCGGUGCCGCCGCCGCCGCCGCUGCCAGUAGCAGCAGCCGCCGCUGGCACCGGUAAGAAACCAAUCAUCGGCAGCAGCAUGAAGCUCAACUUGGCCGCGGCCAAGGCUCGCCGUCGAAAUGUCGCCCAGAUCAGAGGCUUCAACAAGAUUUUGUUGGAGGUGGCGGAGAGGCGUCAGAGGUACUGGUGCGAGAUUGCUGCCACCAAUACAGAGGGCGAAGAUGUCGACGAAGGGAGCAACAGAAAUCCACCUCCAGAACCGCUACAAGAUUCCGAGUGCCCGUUUCUUGGCAUUGACGUACACACAGACGAGCUCGUCAAGCUCCUAACAACGUCCUCCUCCGGCCUGCAGCAGGAACCACUCAAGCUAGUUUCAGUUGUUGGGCCUGCGGGUGUGGGCAAGAAGACACUUGCAGAGGCGGUCUACAGCAGGAUAUCGACCCAAUUCGAGUGCACAGCUCGGGUCUCACUGUCAAAUCACCAGACAAACAACAAGAGUAGAACUACUCUUCUCCUGGAUUUGCUCCGUCAGUUACGUCAGACUGAGGUUGUCUCUGAAACGGAGGAUGAGACUGAAACUGGCCUAAUCGACAAGAUCAGAGAAACUCUCAACAACAAGAGGUACUUAAUUGUAAUUGAAGAUAUAUGGAGUUCAGUUGAAUGGGAUUCUAUGAGGAAUUUGUUUGAGAAUAGUCACCACGGGAGUGCAGUUCUGACGACAACUUGCAAAGUUGAUAUCGCUGAAUAUGUUGGUGGAGUCUACAAGUUAGCACCUCUCACAGAAUGUGAGGCCACAAGAUUGUUCUACAGAACAUUAUUUGUUUCCGAAGACAAAUGCGCCCCUGGUGAUCUGGCGAAUAUAUGUGGAAAGCUUAUAGCAGAAUGUGGUAGCAUACCAUUAGCCAUCAUUGCUAAAGCUGAUCUGCUCGCGACUAAGCCAUGGACAGUGAUGAAAAGUCACAAAGUGCAUGGCUCGUACGAUACGGAAAGGAUAUUCGAGGACUAUUAUAAGAAGCUACCUCGUCGUCUAAAACCUUGCUUGCUGUACUUUAGUAUGUUUCAAAAGGGUUAUGAGAUGAGCGGAGAAAACCUGUUGUGGAUGUGGUUAAACGAAGGUUUCCUGGAAGCUCAAGAAGGGGAGAUGUGCCUGAAUGAGCUCAUAAAUAAAGGCCUGAUUGAAGCUGUGGAGGUUGAUGCAGCCGGUAAGGCUCUGUCUUGCCGUCUGCACGACAUGUUGCAUGACUCCAUCGUCUCAUUGUCAGCUGAAGAAAAAUUCGCUACCAUUUUGGACGGCAAAGUGGGGAACUUGCUAGAAACGGCGGUCCGCCUGCUGUCAAUUCAGGGAAAUAAUAAGGAUGCACAAGCACAACAGCUUCUGCGGCAAGCCCCCAAUGUAAGGUCACUUGUUGUCUCUGGUGAUGCCAUUACCAGUUUGAUGCAUGCAACACCUCUCGAAGAGUUUCAGGGGUUACGUGUGUUGGAUCUAGGCCGGGGGUCACCUGAUAAUUCUUUGAAGAAUGAUCAGCUAAAGGGUAUCGGGAGUUUGUUUUUUCUGAGAUGUCUAGUAUUGGCAGGUAGACGCAUCACCGAGAUCCCAAAAGAAACCGGGAAUCUUAAAUCUUUGCAGACACUGGAUUUGAGGGCAACUAUUGUGAAAGAAUUGCCAGCAACUGUUUUCCAGGCAAAGAAGUUGAAACGUCUGUAUGUAAACAGUCGCACCAAGAUACCAUGUGGGAUUGGAAAAAUGGAAGAUCUGGAAGAGCUUGGAGACAUGAAUGUCAGUAAGCCAGAUUUGCUCAAAGAUCUAUGUAGUCUGACUAAGCUGAUUCUUCUUGGUAUUGCCAUUUGGUCAUGGGACGAGAGUUACGGCGAUGCAAUGGUUGAGAAUCUACGGUCUCUCUUGGAUAAAAGAAUCAUCCAAAGCCUAUCCAUCGUGACUUGCUGCUCUCUGGAUUUCAUGAAUAAGUUGGAAGCUGGAAACACGAAGGCCACUGCUGCUGGUACUGCCACUGCUGCUGCUGGAAAUAAUAAGGCCACUGCUGCUGCUGCUACUCCAGCUCCAAGCUCACUGCAAAAGCUUGAGAUAAGUCAAAGCGCACUACUUGGAUUGCCAAGAUGGAUUAUCUCACUGCAGAACCUCUCUUCUUUAUCGAUCGAGGUCCACAAGCUGACAGAAGAUAUGAUUGUUAUGCUUGGGAAGUUGCAGAAUCUUCUUGCUCUGUCCCUGACAGCAAAACAUGCUCCAGCACAUCCUCAUGUAUGGUUUGACAAGUCCGCUAAUGGAUUCAGAAAGCUAACGGGCUUCCAUUUCUCAAGCAAUGGUAUGGGAAAGAUGUUCAGAUCAGGAGCGAUGCCUAAGCUCGAAAGGCUGAAGCUUUCGUUUCAGGCAUCAACGACCGAUCAUGUUGUAUCGGAGGCCUCCGUCACGCAAGAAUCUGAUUUUGGAUCCACGGUGGCCUCCUCCGCCCAGUCCUCUUCCUGGGCAGCAUUCGAUUUUGGAUUGGAGAACCUGCCUGCUUCCCUAGAGCAUGUUCGUGUUGAAAUUAACUGUUUCAAUGCCAAUGAUAGGGUGGUGAACCAAGCAGAGGCUGCAAUUAGGAGGGCAGUCUCCAAGUCCAGGAUGCGUCCGCCAAAUCUUGUGAUAAAACGAGUUCGGGAGGAACACAUGGACGAAGGCAUCACGGACAAAGAGGUAGUGAAAAGGAAGUGGUCGUCCUGGGCAUCCAAGCCAAACGACGCAACCAUGCAUCAAGAAGGGAAGAACCAAUCUCGUCUCUUUAAUUAGUGCUUGUAGCAGGUUUUGGCCCCGUGGCUUAGCGUUUCGACUUUGUAUUUCGGUUGUCGUGUUUUCAUAAUGGAAGAGGGGAUUCAAAAAUCUCUUUGAUUA